Messenger RNA from Humulus lupulus (European hop), 768 nucleotides. RefSeq lists its product as uncharacterized. Gene Ontology annotation, biological process: protein desumoylation. The transcript has 2 exons. The record is from RefSeq and is a predicted model, not a curated record. Gene Ontology annotation, molecular function: deSUMOylase activity. NCBI's taxonomy places the organism in Eukaryota, Viridiplantae, Streptophyta, Magnoliopsida, Rosales, Cannabaceae. Gene Ontology annotation, cellular component: nucleus. Bases 1 to 633 code for a protein of 210 amino acids.
AUGCAGCAUAUAGAUGAUGCUUUAUGGGGCAUGAGAAAAAGGUCACAAAAGUAUCAUGACCUCUUUGAUCAGAAUGUCGCCAUUCUUGAUGAAUUAUUUUCUCAGUGGCUUUGCGGACAUUGGGAGAAGUUCAAUUUAGGUAAAAAUUACAAGGACUUUGUAUUUGAUGAUGUUUUUAUUAAGUAUGUUAAUGGUGAGAAACCACUUAGAGGAAAGGCUUGGGAGAAUGUUCACACACUUUACGCACCACUAAAUAUCGAAGGCAAACAUUGGGUAUCUUUGGCAGUCAAGUUGGAGAAGUGGGAGAUUGUAGUGUUUGAUAGUAAUAUAAACCUCACACCUGAGCGAAAAUUUAUCAAACACUUGGAGCCUUUUCGGUGCAUGCUACCGUACUUGCUUCGUCAAAGUGGUAAGUUUAUGGGUCGUCUUCACAAAAUUCCUGAGCCAUUUACAUGUCGAAGGUUGUGUGACAUUCCUCAAGACCAAUCCAGCGGAGAUUGUGGAAUAUUUGCCAUCAAGCAUAUCGAGUUCGACAUGUGCGGGCUAAACAUGAAUUAUGUUCACGAUGACAAUAUUGUCUUCUUUCGGAAAAAAAUGUCAUGUGAAAUCUACAAUAGAGAUUGGGAUCCAUAGUAAAGGAAAAUCUGGAAUUGUAUUUUGUUUAUGUAUCAAACUCUUAUAGUAUGACUUGUAUUGGAUAUUUAUUAGCAAAGGCAAUGGAAUUGUAUUUUGUUUAUGUAUAAAACAGUUCUGGUAUACCACAAAUUG